CGUUUGCAAAGCAACGGAGAGUUGUUGAUGGUAGUGGAGUACUGAUUUGUUUUUUUUUUAGUUGGUGAAUAACGGGCUGCGAAUGUAGAAAAUGGCCUUCGCAGGCAAUAUUCAGACAUCACGUAAAAAUAGUCCUUCAGAAAAUUUCCCUUUUCGUGUGAGCCCCGGAAGGCAAGACGAGCUGUUGGAAAAUGAAUUUGUUAGCGGUAGGCAGACCGAGUAUGAUCAAAAUUAUAUCCCCUUUCAAGACGAUAGUAAGCCCGCUCUCCGACGAGAUUAUCUUCGGGAAAUGUACAAGAAGAAGCUAACACAAACAUUGGUGAAAAAUGCCAACGAGCAGCUGGAAACGCUGCACCGGCAGGAAGUGGAACGAAAACCGUUGCGUAAAAGAAUGAACUAUUAUAUGGCGAAGGAUAACAGCAACGAUGCGCAGUAUAGCUUGCGACGAACGGAUGAUGCAGUUACGUUUUGGAGUUGCCGGAAUCGUCGAAAUGCGAAUCACCGACGAAACAACGAGUUCACCAAACCCCAUGAUGAAAAAUUGGAUGUUCAAUUUGAAUGA
This is a messenger RNA of Anopheles aquasalis, 562 nucleotides long. RefSeq lists its product as uncharacterized. The record is from RefSeq and is a predicted model, not a curated record. Lineage: Eukaryota; Metazoa; Arthropoda; Insecta; Diptera; Culicidae.